Molecule: messenger RNA, 3352 nt
Organism: Alosa alosa (allis shad)
Lineage: Eukaryota; Metazoa; Chordata; Actinopteri; Clupeiformes; Clupeidae
Product: G protein-activated inward rectifier potassium channel 4-like
Exons: 5
Coding region: 1155-2168 (337 amino acids)
Biological process (GO): potassium ion import across plasma membrane; regulation of monoatomic ion transmembrane transport
Cellular component (GO): plasma membrane
Molecular function (GO): inward rectifier potassium channel activity
Source: RefSeq, a predicted model, not a curated record
UAUGCAAAAGCUUAGUUUAAGAAGCAACCCAAUUCCCACUGAUAUCACAGCAAACUCUCUUACACACACACGCACAUACACACACACACCCAUGCACACACACACACACACACACACAGAUCCUGUACAUCAUUAAGAUAGUCUGUUUGUGAUAUGUCCACACAAAACAAACUUAGAGAAACAUCUCUCUCUCUCUCCCUCUUUGCCUCAUAACAUUACACAAAUCAGCUGUCUUCAUGUGCUAGGUUUUCUGGGACUGUUUUUGUUUGUUUAUUUUAUUUAUUUGUUUGUUUGUGUGUCAGGCAGAUAAGCGCUGCGAUGGCCUCCACAGUCAGCUGUAGCAGAAUGGCAUCUCAGGAACCUGCUGACCAGCAGGACCAAUCCUCUCUCCUGACUGACCAGCAGGUCCAAUCCUCUCUUCUGAAUGGACAGCAGGUCCAAUCCUCUCUUCUGAGUGGACAGCAGGUCCAAUCCUCUCUUUUGAAUGGACAGCAGGUCCAACCCUCUGGACAGCAGGUCCAAUCCUCUCCUCUGACUGGACAGCAUCGGUGUCCAGUUUUGAUUCGGCAGCAGUGUAGUUCUCCUGGCUUUCUUGGACAGCGGAAGAGUUCUCCUGCUCUGAUUGGCCAGCAGCAUGGUUCUCCAACGCGAUUGGACCCCAGGAGGAACUCCAUCCCACCUGCUCAGGCUCUCACGGCCAAACACCUGUUGGCAUACCUGCCCCGCCCAACACCUGUGAAGACCAGAUACACACCCUACUCAAAGAAGGUGGGGAUGAAGGCUGCAGCAGUGGCGGUAGCAGCGCUAAACUCCCACAACAUUCCCAUCCUCUCCCAAAGGGCCAGCUCCUCACAGCCAGCCAUUCCCAGUUUUCCAAACACUCCGGCUCUUCCCAGUCCACCCGUCAUUCCGUCCCCCCCGGCCCCCAAACCGCCCCUCCUCCUGCUGUCCAGGAUGCUGCGGCGCCGGACGAUCUGAGCAAAGCCCUGCGCACGCUCCCCGGCCGACACCUCAAGCGCUUCAGCUCCCGCUGGCAGGCCAGUGUGCUCGGCUCUGACCGGAACGGCGACCGGAACGGCCCAGCGAACCCUGCCACCAAACACAUCCAGCGGAAUCAGCGCUGCAAGCUGCUCGGCGACGAGAGCGCCGUCGUCAUGGGGAUGAAGCGACAGCGCUACGUGACCAAGGACGGGAAGUGCCGCGUGAACCUGGGGCCCAUCAAGGACAAGAGCCGUUUCCUGUCGGACAUCUUCACCACGCUGGUGGACCUCAAGUACCGCUGGUUCCUGUGCGUCUUCACCGCCUGCUACCUCAGCACCUGGCUGGCGUUCGGACUCGUCUACCUCCUGGACGCCUGGCUCCGGGGCGACGUGGCUCACGCCGGCGACCCCGACUGGCCGGCCUGCUUCGAGAAUGUGGACGGCUUCCUGUCGGCGCUGCUGCUGUCGGUGGAGAGCCAGCGCACGAUUGGCUACGGCAGCCGGCAGGUGUCGGCGCACUGCUGGGAGGGGGUGCUGCUCAUCAUGCUGCAGUCCAUCCUGGGGUCCAUCAUCGACGCGCUCAUGGUGGGCUGCAUGUUCGUGAAGAUCUCGCGGCCGCAGCAGCGAGCGCAGACACUCAUCUUCAGCAAGCACUGCGUCAUCUCCGAGCGCGACGAGAAGCUCUGCCUGCUCUUCCGCAUCGGCGACCUGCGAGAGAGCCACAUGGUGGACGCCAAGAUCCGCGCCAAGCUCAUCAAGUCACGCCAGACCAAGGAAGGGGAAUUCAUACCACUGGAGCAGUCGGAAAUUAACCUGGGGUAUGACACGGGUGGAGAUCGUCUGCUGCUGGUCGAGCCACAGACCAUCACGCACGUGAUCAACAACAGCAGCCCCUUCUGGGACGUGGGGGGCGAGUCGCUCAGGAGGGAGCGCUUCGAGAUCAUCGUCAUCCUUGAAGGCAUCGUGGAGGCCUCGGGUAUGACAUGCCAGGCUCGGACGUCCUACACAGAGGACGAGAUUCUGUGGGGUCACCGCUUCGAGUCGUGCAUGCUGCUGGAGGAGGGGGCCUUCCGCGUCGACUACGGCGCUUUCGACAAGACCUUCGAUGUGCACACAUCGCCGUCCAGUGCCAAGGCCAAGAGCGAGGAGAAGGAGAGGGAGGUCAAAGGUCAUCUAACACCAGAUUAGUCCACUUAGACUCUCUUCAGCCUGCUGUCUGUGAUGACAAACUAUCAUGAAGAAUUGAAAUGAAGAAUUGAAACUAUGAUGAAAUGAAAUGAAGAAUUAAAAUAAAGAAUUGAAACUAUGAUGAAGAAUUGAAACUAUGAUGAAUUGAAAUGAAAAAUUAAAAUAAAGAAUUGAAACUAUCAUGAAGAAUCGAAAUGAAGAAUUGUAACUAUGAUGAAGAAUUGAAACUAUGAAUUGAAAUGAAGACUUAAAAUAAAUAAUUGAAACUAUGAUGAAGAAUUGAAACUAUGAUGAAGAAUUGAGCCCAAAACACAUCUCAUCACACACAAAAGCUCACCACAGCAUGGCUCUACCUGGUCCAUAUCACCACAGCAUGGCUCUACCUGGUCCAUAUCAUGAGGCCCAUUCCUUGAUUGUAACCCAUCACACUGGUCAUCAAAAGUAGUGAACAUCGCUUCUCAUUCCUCCAGUCAUCUUUCAGCUCCAUUGUGUUCAACCCAGCAUGCAUCACAUCAAGUCAGAUCUGCACAGAUCUGCAUGAAGACGAACACGCCCUGAUGGCGUUAGAGAUUCCGAUAUAAGACAUCUAGCCUUUAUUAUGUAUAUCUAUGUAGAGGACCAUCAUCAGGGUAUUCUCACACGCCCCCUGGGGAGUAUUUGUCUGGAUUUAGGUGAUUUCACACAGACUGCAUUUCUUCCUCAAAUAGAACAGUUUGUGAUGCAGUGGACCUAAAUGUCCUCUAGAUGGCGCAUGUCAUUACUGGGUGAAGCAGCUUACAGUCAUCAAGUAGUGGUCAAGUAUUGUAGUGCUUUGCCCACUAGGGGAAAUGAAGGUCAGUAGGUUAUGCAAACCUGCCAGACAGGACUGAUGAAUAUGAUGAGGACUUUGUGUCCAAAUAUUACAGAAACCUGCAGGUUGCUAUGAUGAGAUCAACAUGUUGAUAACUCUUAUCUCCAAAAUAUCAACAUUCUAAAAUCAAACGAUUGGUUACAAAGAUUCUCUAUACCAUGUUUAUAAUGAAAUGUUACUGUACAUCUUCCCUGUGAUCCUAGAUUCAGGCUGACACACACAAACAAACACACACAGACACUCCCCCACAUCAUGUGCUGAUGUCUGACCCCACACCCACUGCUAUAUACAGUAAGGGAUAACGGCCACCGAGGGGUAGCGAUAUACGGAAUUA